AUUUGAGACUGGACGUCACAUUACAAAGGUCUGAGAGGACGACCUCUGGCGGCCAGUGGAGGUACUGGCGACUCUCCGCCGCUAGCCUUGGUCCUGGACUGACGUCAUCUCUUAAAAUUAGAUUCUCCAAACAUGGCGACUGCAAGGAUGCGAGCGGUCCAUCGCGCCUCAGUGCUAUUUGCCGUUUUAUUCGCCGUGUUACCCUCAACUACCAGCGAAGAACAGGUGCCUCUGAUGCUAUGGACGAGUGAAGGCAGGUCUGCUGCCCCGCCCCUGGCCCUGCCCCCAGCAGGUCACAUUGUGGGCAGCGCUCAGCUGGGCUCUUACCUGGAGACGGCCCUGAACUCCUCCCCUCGCAACCUCCUCCUCUUCCUGCAGGACAAGAUGAGUGUGGAGGACUUCACUGUGUAUGGAGGAGCCUUUGGCAACAAGCAGGACAGUGCCUUUCCUAACCUGGAGAAGGCGCUGCUGUCGUGUUCCUCCUCUCUUGUGCUUCCUGCCGUGUCCGGACUGGCCUCCAGCGCUGUGAUUGGCCAGCUGCAAGACCAGUUGGAGACCUCUCCUCUCUACAUGGACGCUGACACUCUGGCCCAGCUCCGCCUCAACGCCUCUAGCCCUGCUCUGCUGGUGUUCAGACUGCCCUACAGCAUUGGGGCAGACCUGAUGUCAGUGAAGGAGGUGCUUAGUGGGAACGAUGAGGUGAUUGGUCAGGUGAUGAGCAUAAUGAAGGCCCAGUCUGUCCCCUACACCGCCAUCUACACCGCCCUCCGACCCUCACGGGAAGUGUCCUCUGUGGUGUUGGAGGCGGGUCUGGGCGGGGGUCGUUCUCUGCUGCAGGCACGAGGCUACGGGAGAGACCGCAACAGGAACAGGGAGAGAGAGAGGGAGAGGGAGAGAGAGAGGCCUGGGCUUUACCCUCCUGUGGAGUUCAAGAAAGACGGAUCAAGCUGCAUUCUGUUGUGGGCGGGGAACCUGUCGGUCAGCAUCCUGCGGAGUGGCCGCUGGGAGGGGCAUGACCUCACCCCCACCACCUUUGGAGAGGGCGUCAUCCCCAGGCUGCACGACUCGUCCUGUGACAAGUCAACCUCCAGACUGGUGUUGAACUACGAGAACGUCCUCGGACAUCGCUCCUUCAAGCUGAUGUUCAUCAUGAAGCAGAGGCACUUCCCGGUGUCUGCACGGCGCUGGUUCACCCUGGACACGGUGGAGCUAGAGUAUGAUGGCACCAGGGCCACAUUUAACGGCAGCCGCCACGUCUACGCACCGGCAGAAUACUCGUACCGGUGUGAGUACGUCCGGAGCUCCAGCUACCCUGCACUGGUCCCGCGCUCUGACAAGGACCCCGCCAACCAGUGGAGGGUCUCCUUCCAGGACUUCCAGAUCCAGGGCUUCAACGUUACGGGCAGUGACUUCUCCUACGCCAGUGACUGUGCCGGCUUCUUCAGCCCAGGGAUCUGGAUGGGGCUGCUGACCAGCCUCCUCAUGGUCCUAGUGCUCACCUACGGCCUCCACAUGAUCAUGCAGCUGCACACCAUGGACCGCUUCGAUGACCCCAAGGGCCCAGCCAUCUCUGUCCCCCAGACAGACUAACACACACACACACACACACACACACACACACCCACACACACACACACACACAUACAGCCAUCUCUGUCCCCCAGACAGACUAACACACACACACACACACACACACACACACACCCACACACACACAACACACAUACAGCCAUCUCUGUCCCCCAGACAGACUAACACACACACACACACACAACACACACACAUACCACGCACACACACACACACACACACAUAACACACAGACAGCCAUCUCUGUCCCCCAGACAGACUAACUGUCCUACUCCGCCCUGUGUGUGUCCUAACUGUCCAUUGAGGGUAGUGAGAGCUUCUAGUGGCACUGCUGUUGUUGUUGUUGUUAUCAUUAUUAUUUAUUCAGAAGGGUGGUGAGGUCAUCCCUGUCGUGACCAUAGCUUCCAUGUUUACACCUCCAUGUUAUCUGAGACUAGGCUCCUCCUCUCCACAGCUGGGACCAGUGGUGUCAGAGAGAAUCUCUGUAAACAGGAAACCAGCUCUGUAAACAGGAAACCAGCUCUGUAAACAGGAAACCAGCUAUGUAAACAGGAACUAAGGGAGUAAUCUGAGAAGAGUAGCGACAGUCUGGUUCAGUCAGUUAGCGACAGUCUGGUUCAGUCAGUUAGCUGGGCAUUGUACAUAUGAAGACACGUAAAUCAUAUGCAUAUUAUGAAAUGUUAUUUACUGGUGAGACUUGUUGUCAUCUUGUGCUUUGUUGUGUACGUGUUUACACAAUGUGUAGUCUUGUUUAGGUGUUUUUUCUGAAACUGUAGGAUGGUUCUGUAAACUACUUUCAAUGUUACUAAAGGGAGGAACCUGCACCUGAGGGGAGCUCAGGGUUAAGGGCAGGGUGUGUUAGCCGCCAGGUUAAAUAGGAAGCUAUCUAAAUUCGAUAAGAUAUUAAUAAGAUACAUUUAAAAAAUUCAAAAACACCAACUUGGAUGAGGGUUGUUGACCUUGUUAAGCGGUCUAUUGUCCAAUCGUAUUUUUUUUACUUCAAAAAAAUUAAUUAUUUACCCCAGAAUAAAACCAGGUCCAGCUGCGAUCUACUCGUGGUGAUCUUCCCAGGUAGGCCGCAAGGUGAACCACGAAAAGUCUUUUAGAAAAUGAUUCCCGCUCCACAGUCUGGCAUCUACACAAUCUUUAGCUCAUAAAAAAGAACGAGUCGUGCUAAGCUACCAAAAAAAAGUUUGGCGCUGAAAUUCCAGUCGAUUAUCGUUGCGUCUAUGUUUUAUGUAGAACUAGUUUCUUCAGAGCGUAAUAGGAUUUUGGUGGCACGGUUCGACACGUGAUCGUUCUACACCAAUAAGGUAGCUGCUUUUUGUCAACAUGGAUGGAUAUGUUUGGCAAAUAGAGGAUGGGACAUUGCACGUAACAGAAAUUCGGCCCCUGACAGUGUUUUGCAUGUGAUACACUGCGGCUGCAAAAGUGCGUGUGAGACAGGCAGAUGUUCAUGUUUUUCUGCAGGACUGUGUUGCACAGACUUAUGUUGUUGUUAUAAUUGUGCCAACACAAAAGAAACUGAGGAACUGGAAGAUAACUGUCCUGACACUGAGAGUGAGGACUGAGUGUCCUUAAUCUGUUAUUCCUUAUUCUGUUUUGUACAGUUUUAUAUAUCAUAUUUCAUAUUUUUCAUAACGACUGUUUUUAUGGUUGAUCAGUGUUUUCAUUUGUGGAAGAAUGAAUGAAUGUUACAACAACGACAUAAGUCUGUGUCCCCCCCCCAGGUUAAUGUAAUAGCCUAGUUUAAUAACUAAUAUAAUAUUGCACAUAUUUUCGUACUAUUUCCCCUAAAGCAAUAAGGUUAGGCUACUUAGAGACCUACCGCUCAUAAAGUAUGUUCUAAAUGGCAUAAAUGCUGCCAAUUAUUAAUUGACGUAUGAAUAAUUGAUAGUUGGUCAGUAGCCUAGCCUAUCGAUUAAGGUACUCGAAAGCAUGUACACUGUCUGCUUCAUUUGAGCUUGAUAGGCUAAGCAUUCUGUAGCAAAUAAUAACAAUAAACCCACUAUUUAUUAAUUAAAACUAGUUCUGCAUAGUAAUGCACCGAAAAUACAAACGUAAGCAAAGGCAGCAAUCGCUAUCGAAUCAACAGACAUGUGCAAUUUAGCUAGCAGGGGAAUAAUACAAACAACGAAGAUCACCAGUUAACUUAAUAAUACAAUAACAGGAUUAAAUUAACUGACAAGUUAGCUAUACUACUUCUCAAAGACGCACAAUCUCAACUGCGGUGUGAAGCGCGUAUCCAUGCUAUUCUCCGACAUGCACUCUAACAAUCACAUAGACGUCCUAACAUUUUGUACAGCCCUAUUUCUGAUACCAUGGCGGCAGAAAUGUAGUCGUGGCGGGCCGCCACGGCAAAAUAAACAUAGGAAACACUAACGUGCAAGGUCCCAUCCUCUAUUUGACAACCAUAUCCAUCCAUGUUGACAAAAAGCAGCUACCUUAUUGGUGUAGAAUGGUCACGUGUCGAACCGUGCCACCAAAAUCCUAUUACGCUCUGAAGAAACUAGUUCUGCAUAAAACAUAGACGCAUCGACAAUCGACUGGAAUUUCAGCGACAAACUUUUUUUUGGUAGCUUGGCAGGACUCGUUCUUUUUUAUGAGCUAAAGAUUGUGUAGAUGCCAGACUGUGGAGCGGGUUGAAACGUUAACAGGGUUCACCUUACGGCCUAAGGGGGUUAUCUACCCAGAUGGUGAUCUACCCAUCUACCCAUCUGGGUAGAUCACCAGAGGGAGUCAGUUGGCUGAGCGGUGAGGGAAUCGGGCUAGUAAUCCGAAGGUUGCCAGUUCGAUUCCCGGUCAUGCCAACUGACGUUGUGUCCUUGGGCAAGGCCCUUCACCCUACUUGCCUCGGGGGAAUGUCCCUGUAGUUGCUGUAAGUCACUCUGGAUAAGAGCGUCUGCUAAAUGACUAAAUGUAAAUGUACCCUGGCUAUCUACCCUAGUGGUGACCUACCCUGAGGGUCAUCUACCCUGGCUAUCUACCGUGGCUAUCUACCGUGGCUAUGUACCCUGGUGGUGACCUACCCUGGUGGUGACCUACCCUGGUGGUGACCUACCCUGGCUAUCUACCCUGGUGGUGAUCUACCCAAGUGGUGAUCUACACAGGUGAUCAAAAUAGGAUACUUUCUAUUCUGAUAAACCAAUGUUUUUAAAAUAUUCAGAGUUGGACAAAAAAGGAAACAACUGUUAAUUUUAGUUUUUGUGAGUUGUUUAUUUGUGUGAUUGGAGGUGUGUUAGAUGAGGUUUGGUGUGAGGCCCUUACUGUAACCCAAAUUGUAACCCAACCUAAUAAACCAGCUUGGACUGAA
Messenger RNA from Osmerus eperlanus (European smelt), 4903 nucleotides. RefSeq names its product ATPase H+ transporting accessory protein 1a (gene atp6ap1a). The transcript has 12 exons. Lineage: Eukaryota; Metazoa; Chordata; Actinopteri; Osmeriformes; Osmeridae. The record is from RefSeq and is a predicted model, not a curated record. Bases 133 to 1590 code for a protein of 485 amino acids.